UCCCACCAGAAAGGCCCUCGGAGGCUGUAGUGGUUGGGAUGUCGCGCGUGUGCGAGUGUCCUCUGCGGCUGGAAAAGGGCUUCAUCUUGGAUGGUGUGGCCGUGAGCACCAUGGCCCGCACCUAUGAGCGCCUGAGGCCCAAGGUCUGGUCGGCGAUUCCGCCCUACAACGCUCAGCAGGACUACCACGCCCGCCGAUACUUCCGGAGCCGCGUGGUUCCGCCAGUGCUGCGCCGGACUGAACAGGAUCUCGGGGGCACAGGCAGGGAUGGCUGGAUAGUGGAUUACUUCCACAUCUUUGGGCAAGGACAGAGAUACCUGAACCGGAGAAACUGGGCAGGGGCAGGGCAUUCCCUCCAGCAGGUGACAGGGCAUGAUAACUACAAUGCUGAUCUGAAAAUGAUCAACGGGUUCAAUGGUCGGUUUGGCUAUCGCAGGAACACCCCAGACCUCCGCCAGCGCCCAUCGGUCUUUGGAGAGGUCACCCGAUUCCCUCUCUUCUGACAGCAUCUCUUCCCUUCCCACCCCUUGACCUGAAUAGAAGACAGAUGUUUAGACGAUCUCUCAAUUCUACUUUUAUAUAAACAGUGAUGUUAUUGUGCCUCCAA
Prionailurus viverrinus (fishing cat) is the source of this 607-nucleotide messenger RNA. It is a transcript of the gene SPMAP1, whose product is annotated as chromosome unknown C17orf98 homolog. The record is from RefSeq and is a predicted model, not a curated record. Lineage: Eukaryota; Metazoa; Chordata; Mammalia; Carnivora; Felidae. The transcript is spliced from 3 exons. Bases 39 to 503 code for a protein of 154 amino acids.